Etheostoma cragini (Arkansas darter) is the source of this 1228-nucleotide messenger RNA. Its product is annotated as charged multivesicular body protein 6-like. Gene Ontology annotation, biological process: vesicle budding from membrane; late endosome to vacuole transport via multivesicular body sorting pathway. The record is from RefSeq and is a predicted model, not a curated record. NCBI's taxonomy places the organism in Eukaryota, Metazoa, Chordata, Actinopteri, Perciformes, Percidae. Gene Ontology annotation, cellular component: multivesicular body; ESCRT III complex. The coding region runs from base 264 to 887 and encodes 207 amino acids. The transcript has 8 exons.
CAUACUACUACAGUUGUAACGUGCAUGUUCUAUGUUGCUGCUGAGUUCCAGACUGGAGUGAAGUCAAACUUAACAGACUAAUGUCCUGCCUCGCUUGCCGUAGGAAACACUGUGAAAGAAAACUGUGGACACUGUAUAACACGAUGGUAGUCAGUUAGCCUGCUAACCCUUUUAAGGCUAUUUAUUAUCAUGGCAAAAUGUUCGGUAAUAAGUCAGAAUUUGUCUGUUGAUGAGGGAGAAUGUGGAGGGGAUGUUGCUAAAUAAUGGGAAACGUUUUUGGGAGAAAGAGUAGCCCUUCGCGUGUAACGGAACAAGACAAAGCCAUUUUGCAAUUGAAGCAGCAGAGAGAUAAGCUAAAGCAGUACCAAAAGAGAAUCACCCUUCAACUGGAGAAAGAGCGACUUCUGGCAAAGCAGUUGCUAAAAGAUGGGAGGAAAGAAAAGGCACUGCUGCUUCUUAAGAAAAAAAGGUAUCAGGAUCAGCUACUAGACAAGACUGAAAAUCAGAUUUCAAACCUGGAGCGCAUGGUUCAAGAUAUUGAGUUCAUGCAAAUUGAGAUGAAAGUCAUUGAGGGGCUUGAGGUUGGCAAUUAUUGCCUGGAGAGUAUGCACCAGAUCAUGUCAAUUGAGGAUGUGGAGCGAAUCCUGGAUGAGACCCAGGAAUCAAUUGAAUAUCAAAGGCAAAUAGAUGAUAUCCUGGCUGGAGCCCUGACGCAGGAGGACCACGACGCUGUUUUAGCAGAGCUGGAAGCUAUCACUCAGGGAGAAGAUGUAGCCCUUCCAGAGGUCCCCAGUGAGUCAAUACCAGAGGUCCCAGAGGCAGCUAAAGCUGAACCAGAGAGGAGAGAAACCAAGAACAAGCCAGACAGAGAGAUGUUGGCAGCCUAACAGAUUAAAGGCGUGGUUGGGAGUAGACUGUCUUUGUACUGAUGGGCACUCUGUUAAUUUAAGUAUUCUAUUCUCAAUCAUUAGCACUUAAAGGUCUGACCUGCAGACAUCAGCGCAUCUUCACACAUUCUACAGGAAUUGCACUGUGUCUGCAUUCUGUUGCACUGCUCCCGUGAAGCAUCUACAUAAAGAAAGUGAAAAGUUUAUUUCUCUGUCUGACUUGGAUUAGAAACGCCAUGACACAUUCUAACUGUUUUGGUGCAACAGAAUGAAAGGACACAUUUUUAGAUGUUUUACAUAUUUGUUUCAGUUGUUUUACAUAAUAAAUAGAGCUGUGGCAA